Centruroides sculpturatus (bark scorpion) is the source of this 1355-nucleotide messenger RNA. RefSeq names its product thioredoxin-related transmembrane protein 1-like. The record is from RefSeq and is a predicted model, not a curated record. NCBI's taxonomy places the organism in Eukaryota, Metazoa, Arthropoda, Arachnida, Scorpiones, Buthidae. The transcript has 8 exons. Bases 24 to 881 code for a protein of 285 amino acids.
UCGGGGCGGGGCUGCCAUCCAAGAUGGCGCGAGCCAUGAAGUCUGUUCUAUGGCACGUGUGCGUUUUUUUAAGUUUUCUUCAAAUUAUCACCGUAGUUAAUUGUAAAGGGAAUUUAAUAGUUUUAAACGAAGAUAAUUGGUCAGAUAUAUUAAAUGGUGAAUGGAUGGUCGAAUUUUUUGCUCCAUGGUGCCCUGCAUGUAAGGCUUUAGAUCCUGUAUGGAAGGAUUUUGCAAGUUGGAGUGAAGAUUUAGGAAUUCACGUAGGACAAAUAGAUGUAACGGUAAAUCCUGGUUUGAGUGGUCGUUUCAUGGUUACAGCACUUCCUACUAUUUACCAUGUUAAGGAUGGAAUUUUUCGGCAAUACAGAAGUUCACGAGAUAAAGAUUCGUUAAUGAAUUUUAUAGAAGAAGAAAAAUGGAAAAGUCUUGAUACAGUUUCAUCUUGGAAAGCACCUCAGUCUAUACAAAUGUCUAUUGUUUCAUAUUUUUUCAAAAUCUCAAUGUCUCUUAGAACUGUCCAUAAUAAAAUUGUAGACGAAUAUGGAAUACCAUACUGGGGAUCUUAUAUUAUCUUUGCAUUGGCAACGAUAGUAAUAGGAGCAUUGCUUGGAUUGAUAAUUGUUUGUAUGAUUGAUCUAAUGUUUCCUGCCAAAGCACCGAUGAUGUCCGUUCCCGACAGUCCACAACGCGAAUCCUCAGAAAAAGAGGACGAGAAAUCUGAGGAAGAGAACGGAGACGACGAUAACGAUGAAUCUGAGAACGAUGACGAAGACGACAUAAGAGACGACACAAAAGAUGACGUAAAAGACAAAGUUAAAGAUGCCAAAUUGGGAGAUCAGGAGUUGAGGAAGAGAAAGAUGGAAGACAAAAGCGAAGACUGAACUCUUAGAACAGUUAAAAUUAGUAUUAAAAUAUAUGCAACGGAAUACACGAAACUUAUUCCUGCACGGGAAAUUCGGAUCGAAACAUAUUCUUCCAUAACAAAUUGUUCUUAAUUUUUUUUAAAAAAAACUUUAUUUAAAUACAUUACUUAUGUUUUAUAUAGUCAAAAUGUUUUAGUUAUUAUCUGUGGUGUGCGUUUAUUUAAUUUGAUUUCAAAACAUUUCAAUUUCAGAUGAAAUGCUCAAUAUUUAAUUUUUGAUUUAUGAAGUUUAUACUUAUGUAUAUACACCCAUAUACACAACGUAUAAAUAUUUUUACAUAAAACUACAUAAGCAAAUAUUUUAUAAGCAGAUAAGAAGAAUAAAUAGGUAAAAAAUUAUAUUGCAUACUUGGAGCGUAUUAGCAUUUAAAUCCGAUUUGAUGAAGUUUUGAUAUUUUUUACGCUAGAAUGUGUAGUUUUUUUUUAAUUUUCA